AGUCCCAGCAAUGAAGGAGGUGAAGAGCGAGCGGGAGCGAGGGAGCCGGCGACGGCACCGGGAGGGAGACGUGGUGGCGGCGGCGACCGUGGUGGUGAAGCAGGAGCGCCUCAGCCCGGAAGUCGCGCCUCCGAUCCAGCGCCACCCCGACCCGUCUGGCCGGAGCCCCACUCCGCCGGCCGCAGAGCCGGGCCGCCCUGGGCACCGCGGGAGCCGAACCCGAGCAGGCAGCCGGUCCCCAGCCAGAAAAAAAAACAAGUCUUCAGGGAGAAGGAGUAAGUCUCCUCGGAGUAAGAGAAGCCGAAGUCCUCACUACUCUAUGGUAAAAGUAAAGCAGGAACGUGAGGAUCACCCUCGGAGGGGACGUGAGGAUCGGCAACACCGUGAAUCAUCUGGACAAGAACACAGACGGGCUAGGACCAGUGACCGAGAUAGACACCGCAGCCAUUCCCACCCGAGGAGAACCUCUGAGAGACCUGGGAGUGGGCAGGCUUCAGGACGGGAUCGAGACAGCCAGAACCUGCAAGCACAGGAAGCAGAGCGGGAGUUCUACAAUGCCCGCCGGAGAGAGCACCGCCAGAGAAAUGAAAUGGAUGUUACUGGGAGUGAAUCUCAGGAGUUGAUUCCUCGACCAGGAGCCAACAGCAAAGACAAAGAAGUGCCAGUUAAAGAAAAACCAAGCUUUGAACUUUCUGGAGCACUUCUUGAGGACACCAACACUUUCCGUGGGGUAGUUAUUAAAUAUAGUGAGCCCCCAGAAGCCCGGAUCCCCAAGAAAAGGUGGCGUCUCUACCCCUUUAAAAAUGAUGAGGUACUUCCAGUUAUGUACAUUCAUAGACAAAGUGCUUACCUCCUGGGUCGCCACCGCCGAAUUGCAGACAUUCCAAUAGACCAUCCCUCUUGUUCAAAGCAGCAUGCGGUCUUUCAGUAUAGACUUGUGGAAUAUACUCGUGCUGAUGGGUCCGUGGGCCGCAGGGUGAAGCCCUACAUCAUUGAUCUUGGCUCGGGCAAUGGAACGUUCUUGAACAACAAGCGCAUUGAGCCACAGAGAUAUUAUGAACUAAAGGAAAAGGACGUACUUAAAUUUGGCUUCAGCAGCAGAGAAUAUGUUCUGCUUCAUGAGUCCUCGGACACUUCUGAAGUGGACAGGAAAGAGGAUGAGGAAGAGGAAGAGGAGGAGGAAGUAUCUGACAGCUAGCAAACUGAAACACAACCCAAACUCAGAGACCUUUCUUUGAAGACUGUGGGAUUGACUCAAAGAGCACUGUGGUCUGGUGCUCUCUGUAAUGCCUCUUAUUGCCUUAAGUCUUUCCUCUGUUGCUAACCAGCUUAUGUUACAAUAAGAAAACGAACUUAGGAGGACUUUUUUUCUGUGGCACAUCAACUACAUGCUUACAGGCAUGUUUUCAGAACAGUCUCACCAACACAUUGUGUUUUAGUUGAAACAUUUUGGCUUUCGUUGGUGCUUUAAGGACUGCUGCCUAGGAAACUCUUAAACCUCUUGGUUAGAGGGGAAUUGUGACUUCAUCUCUUUGUACAGUCAUUUUUAUUUAUAUAGUUGUGAUGCUUUGUGGACCAGGUGUUUUGUUUUUGUUUGAGGGUCAAAACCCUUAAACACAAUCUUAUUAAGCUUUGGUUAUCACCAAAACAACCUCCAGAGUAUACCAAAGCUUUGACCUGGUUGAGCUCUUGAGUCAUAGAAUUUGAUUUUGCACUUCGUUUUGGACGUGGGGGCAGUGGGAGUUUACCAAAUGGCUAAUUAUUGACUGUUGGACUUGCUUUUUGGAGCCUGCUUAUGCAUAUAUGGAAGAUCAUGGUGAUACCAGCAGGUACUGUGUUAAUGACACAGAAGGUUGAAAUGAAUGUCAUGGCUCUAUUUCCUGUGAGAGAAUUUUGAUUUCUCCAUGGAUAUGUACAUAACUAUUUGAUCAUCUUACCUAGCCUUCAACUUCGUUUUUUAUUCAAAUACUUUCUUUUUCCUUCUUUGAGAAACAUUGUCCUUCAUGUGGUAAGGGUCUUGCUUGAUUUUUCAAUGUGUGUAAGUCUAAAGGAGGUGGUGUUGUUUACAUGGUUCAUCUUUCUAUUAACAAUGUCACAUACAUUGUAAUUACCUUCCACAGGCUAGAAACUAUGGAAGUUAUCCAGUUUUUAAAUUUUCCACCAGAAUAAGUAUAAGUAGAAAAAGUGUCAACUACUCAUGAUUGUGCGUAUGUAUACAUGUAUAUGUAUAUAGUGUGUGAAAGAGCUGCAUACUAAUUUUCAUACGAGAAUAUUCAGUGAUGUACAUGUAAUACUGCAUUAAGUCAAAGGCCUCCCUGCAUUUGAAGAGCAGGUUUUUGUUUAUAUGUAUUUUUGGGAUAAAAAAAAUAAUAAAAUUUGUAAAUACCAUUGUAAAUACAAACUGCCAUUUCAAAAGCUAAUACUUUUCUGGCAGAGAAAACCUGUACUUACUGGUUUAUUUGUUGCUGCUAGAGGAAUCUGUAUUAGUAUACUUUGGGGGAGUGCCAUACUCCAUCGUGCUUGGAGGCGACUUAUGUCUAAUGCUGGAAGGACUGUGGACAUGGCAGUGAACAUACCUUUACUUGUGACUGCAGGAUUCUAUCCCUGGUGCUACAGAGAAAGAAAAAGAAUUUUAAUGAUGUGACUCAGUGGGUUCCAUCUCCAGCGUUGCAAAUAAAUGAAUUUUAAAAAGA
Molecule: messenger RNA, 2693 nt
Organism: Suncus etruscus (white-toothed pygmy shrew)
Lineage: Eukaryota; Metazoa; Chordata; Mammalia; Eulipotyphla; Soricidae
Gene: SNIP1
Product: Smad nuclear interacting protein 1
Exons: 4
Coding region: 11-1198 (395 amino acids)
Biological process (GO): miRNA processing
Cellular component (GO): nucleus
Molecular function (GO): mRNA binding; protein binding
Source: RefSeq, a predicted model, not a curated record